CACAAUCUCACACACUGCAGAAGCCAGAUCUCUAACCAUCCAGACCGCCUCAUGCUUAAGGAUCCUAGAGGGCAGGGCCUAAAGUUUGAGUGCCCUUUCUCCCCAUGUGCACAUUUCCUCUACCUCUUAACCUCAGAUGAUGAGUGCCUCCUACUGAAGACCGACAGACUGUGAAGAACCUGCAACUCUCCAGUAUCUGGAUCCAAGGUGCUACUUCUGUUCCCCCCACUCUCUUCUCCAUUUCUCGUUCCUUCUCAUCGAGAGGAGGUUCUUGAAGUGCCAGCCAAACCUGAGGGCCAUCGGACCCCAAGAGGUAACCAUGACAAACCCAUGCAUGGGGUUUCUGGAACUGCUAGGGAUGCUGGUCGGGUCGGGGGGCUGGUUUUGUUCACUGGCGGCCACCAUCAUGCCUCAGUGGUUGUCACUUUCUACUGAACUAAUGGGCAUGGAGAGCUACGAACAAGGGCUUUGGGAGGCUUGCGUGAUUCAGGAGGUCGCUGGCACAGAGUGUCGGCCCUAUGACACUAUCCUAGGCCUCGAACCAAAGUUUAUGCUGGCCCGUGUUCUGAUCUGUGUUUCGGAUGCCACAUGUCUUCUCGGACUUCUCCUCGCCAUCCCUGCCAUGAGUCAGAUCAAUUGCUGUAAGAGCGAGGAGGGAUGGAGGACCAAGCGAGGUUUGAAGAUCACGGCCGGUGUGUUUUUAUGCAUCGCUGGAUUGUUUGUGCUCUUUCCCGUUUCCUACAUCGCUCACGAUAUUGUAAUUAAGUUCUUUGAUGAGUCCAUACCUCACGUGGUGCCACGUUCAGAGUUCGGGGAUGCUCUGUUCAUCGGCUGGGCUGCAGGACUUCUUGACAUUGUGGCAGCCGUGCUGUUAUUCACCUCUUGCUCUGACUCGAGAGACAGUGAAAGAUAUCUGGUGCAUCACCAUCAAAGGCAAGAGAUCCAAACUAUCGAUGGUUCAAGAAAACACACUCAAGAGUACGUUUGAGGUACAUUUGUCAUGAAAAUAGAUUUGUAUUUUUUUCUUCUGAAAAAAGUUACCUUCAGUGUAUCAAUCAAUCAAACCCAUGAAACAGGUAUAGCAUUACCAUGAUGCAUUCAUCCUUCAAUAUCUACUAGUCUAUUUGAUUAUUUGUAUUAUCUGUAAAGUGUUAAUAUUGAAAAGUUACCAAUAUGUUUUCAAUUGCUUUAAAAGAGAUGUAGAAUUUUUUUGUUGUUGUUGUCAUUUUUGGGAUUUUUGAUCACAAAUAUUGUAUGCCUUAAUAUACAAAAUACAUAAAUAAUAUACAAAAUUAUAUAUACAUAUAACUAGUAAAUAAAGGGUAAAGGUAAGAUUUUGGUCUUCUUUAUUUAGUAUGCAUUUCUAGAGCUCAAUUCCAUCGGUAAAAGUAAUACAAGGGGUGCUUCUCAAUCAGAAGGAUGUGUCCUCUAUCUCAGAUGCCACAUUACCAAACCAAAAGACGAAGGCAUUAUGUUUUCUUUCUUUCUUUCUUU
Molecule: messenger RNA, 1494 nt
Organism: Carassius auratus (goldfish)
Lineage: Eukaryota; Metazoa; Chordata; Actinopteri; Cypriniformes; Cyprinidae
Product: putative claudin-24
Exons: 2
Coding region: 320-988 (222 amino acids)
Cellular component (GO): membrane; bicellular tight junction
Molecular function (GO): structural molecule activity
Source: RefSeq, a predicted model, not a curated record